CUUUUCCAGACCUGGCUGGCCCCAAUGAGAUCACAGGCAUCUGGAGGGGGUCUACCACCUUGCCAUGUACCUAUGUGCCUGAGAAGGACUUUGUGCAGCAGAUGGUCUCAUGGACUGUGGUACGUGACCAGAACUCUGGCACCAUCUUUCAGAGGGAUGGCUCUGGCGACCACAUUCUCCUGUCCGAAUACAGGGGCAGGGUCAGUGUCCUGAAGGACACCCCAGGGAACGUGUCUCUCCACAUCCUGAACCUGGAGGUCUCCGACAGGGGAACCUACACUUGUCAGGUCACCUGGAGAGCCAGCAACAACAGCCUGAUAGCAAGAGAGAUCACCACUGAAGUGAAGGUUGUUAAAGGUAAACCCAAAAAGGAAGCUGCACAGGAGUGGAAGCUGGGGCUGAUGGUCCCAGCAGGAGCCAGCACCAGCCUGAGCUGUGUGGCCAACGGGUCCCCCCCCAUCAGCUACAGCUGGUUCAGGAGCACCCCGGGAGGGGAAGCCCGGCUCCUGAGCAGACAGGCCGAGCUGGUGUGGGACAGCCUGCGGCCCUCCGACACCGGGACGUACUACUGUGAGGCAGAAAACAGGGCCGGGGCCGGGGCCGUGCAGCAGAGCGACGCCGUGGAGCUGAUGGUGAGAGAUCUGCCCACAAUGACAGUGGCCUCUCCGAGGGAUGGAGGAACCUCGGGGAGACAGUGCCCAACCACAGGUUGGGGUAAUGGCAGUUACAGCUGA
Messenger RNA from Leptosomus discolor (cuckoo roller), 734 nucleotides. Lineage: Eukaryota; Metazoa; Chordata; Aves; Leptosomiformes; Leptosomidae. The record is from RefSeq and is a predicted model, not a curated record.